AUGAAAUCUAUAUUUGUGAUUUCUUUAUUGAUAUAUUUGAUAGCCUCAUAAGAGAACUGUAGAUUUGCAUUUGAGUACACUUAAAAAGAAUUAUAAUCUGAUCCAAAGAAAAUAUAAGAGUUUCUUUAAAAAGUGAUGAAAUGGGAAUCAAAUUUUGCAAAGAAUUUGGGAAUUGAUAAAAAAUCAGGUUUAACAUUAGAUGGAUAACAAUUGGAUGUAAAUAGUGGUAUGCCUUAUGGUGCAGCCCAUCAAUUUACAGCUUCCUCUAAGGAAUCAAUUCAUUUGGCAUUACUUGGAUUAGCUUUAUCAAAUAAUGCAUAUGCUAGUUAGAUUUACACAGAAGAGGAAGCAUUAGACUUAUUGAAUAGAAAGAUUAAUACAUAUGAAUAAUUUGAUAAAGAAUAUCCAGGUUAUGGAGGAUUCUUACCAUGGGUGGCAGUGAAUGAUGGAAUAGUUACUCCAACUUGGGAUUGGACUGAUGGAGUACCUUCAUUAGAUAAUGGUUAAUUAUUUUGGGCUGCAUAUGCAGUUGUAUCUGUUUUAGAAACUUGGUAUUCUGAUCAAGAUGAUUUGAUUGAAAGAUAUACAAGAUUUUAUUAAAAGAUGGCUACUAAUUCUAUAACAAUAUUUUAUGAGGGAAAUGGAUUAAUAAGAGCUGUUACUAGAAUAUAAGAUAUUAAGGCAAGUGUUGAAAAUAAUUAAUAUACAAAUAGAUAAACAGAUUGUACUAAUUUUAGAAGUCCUUGUUACUUAGAUGAUCCUUACGAAGGAGAAUUAUUUGCAUGGAUGAUGUAUUUUUAUGCUCCAUGGUAAGAUUAAACAGAAAGAGAGAAAAUUUGGGUUGCAAAAAGAGCUAAGUUAUAAGUUGUCGAUUAUAAAGUAGCUGGAUUAAAUAAAUACAUCUCUGUUCAAAGAGGAUGGUGGUUUUCAGCACAUGAAUAAUGGAAGUAUCUAUUCUUACCUUAUACUCAUGAUCAAAUAUAAUUGAAUUUAUUAAUAAAUGCUGAAAAAGUUAGAACAUGGGAUGCUAGAAACAAUGGUAAGCCUGGUAUGUUUGCUUCCAUCACCAGUAAUAUUACAAGAAAUGAAGAUCCUGUUGAUUAUUAUAGUGCAUGUGGAAUUGCUGAAGUCUCUUUUAUUCCUGUUGCCUAUAGACAUUUAGUGACACCCUAUUCGACAAUGACUAUGUUUUUGGCUAAUUAAGAAGUUGCUGUCUCAUGGUAUCAUAACAUGAUAUCAGGACCAGCUGGAUAGAAUGUCUUUGGAAGUACAGAAGGAGUGGUUGUUGAUGGAACUUCAGUAGCACCCUUCGUUACUUGGGAUAGUAAAAUGACCACAGUUCUAGGAAUGGCAGGAGGCAUCUUUGAUUAUACAGCCAAGAAAUUGAAUUCUGAAGGAAAUUACAAUUAAUUCCUCAAAGUUUUGAAUCGAGAAUGGCAACAAUCAUUCUCCAAUCUUAAAGGUGCUGAUGUUCCUUUUGCUUAUCCAAAUGUCACCUUCCCAGAAAUGAGAAAGGAUUUCACAACUUGUACAAGAAAAACAUAAUUGAUUGAACAAUGAAUACAC
Messenger RNA from Paramecium sonneborni, 1566 nucleotides. NCBI's taxonomy places the organism in Eukaryota, Ciliophora, Oligohymenophorea, Peniculida, Parameciidae. The record is from the annotation of a GenBank genome assembly.